This is a messenger RNA of Larimichthys crocea (large yellow croaker), 1306 nucleotides long. RefSeq names its product duboraya (gene dub). Bases 71 to 1306 code for a protein of 411 amino acids. The transcript has 6 exons. The record is from RefSeq and is a predicted model, not a curated record. Lineage: Eukaryota; Metazoa; Chordata; Actinopteri; Sciaenidae.
UCUAUAUUUAACCUGCAGACUCUCACUCACACAUACUCGACAUAAACGAGGCUGACAGACGACGAGCAGGAUGGAGGAGGAGGCUCCAUCCCGGCGCUCUGUGGCUGAACUUGCAGGAAAAUUCAAACGCUCAGCUCCUCCACCUGAUGCUGCUGGACAUGAAAGCGAGAAGCCGGUCAGACGCCGACCUCCUCGCUCAUUAAAUCUCCCCAAACCACAAGGAGACGACCAGGAGCAGCCUCCAGGCGUCACCUCUCCUAUAAAACCAAAGAGAAACUCUGCUCUGAUCGAGAAGCUUCAGGCCAACCUCGCUCUCUCCCCCUCGGCCCUGCUGACCUCUCCAAAGAGCCCCGGCUUCAGGCUGCUGCCUCCCGCCUUCCCCCUACCCUCUGCUGGCUCCACUCAGGUUUCCACAGUAACCACCUCGUCCACGCCGACCCCCACCAGCCCUGUUGUCGCCUCUCCGUUAACUGAAGAUGAAGGCCCUGCCUCCUUUGAAACCCCGCCCACCGUGGCGGAGGGGUCCAUCCUCUCGAACGACAGCAUCAAGGGCAGAGCUCGCCACUCCAUUCGGCGACGUCCUCCAUCUCGCCGCCACAGGAAGUCAAGCAGCGGAGACGAGGUCGGUGUCGCCAACGAACGAGGAGAAGACAAAACAGCAGGAGAAGGAGGAGGAGAGGCUCAAACAGACGUGGUGAAGGAGGACAAAACAGAUACUUCAACAUGUCCUGAGAAAAACACAUCCCAGGAAGAAGAGAUCAGCAUCGAGCCCAAAGAGAAGGAGAAGAAGAAGAAAGAGGAAGACAACAGCUCCACGGGAGGAGAAAAGGGAGACGGAUCUUCAUCAGGGAGAAAGGAGGAAGAGGAGAAGAAGAAGAAGAUAGAGGGAGAGAACAGCGCCACAGGAGAAGUGGAAGGAGACGCAUCUUCAUCAAUGAGAAAGGAGGAAACAGAGAAGAAGAAGAAGGAGGAAGAAGAGAAGGGUUCCACUGGAGGAGAGAAGGGAGACGGAUCUUCAUCAGAGAGAAAGAAUGAAGACGAGAAGAAGAUGGAGGGAGAGAACAGCUCCACGGGAGGAGAGAAGGAAGACGAAUCUUCAUCAGAAAGAAAGGAGGAAAAAGAGAAGAAGACGGAGGAAGAGAAGGGUUCCACUGGAGGAGAGAAGGGAGACGGAUCAUCAUCAGAGAGAAAGGAGGAAGUGGAGAAGGAGGAGAAAAACUCUGAGGAAAAACAGGAAGAUUUGACUGAAGGAGCAACAAAAACAGACGGCAAGGAAGAAGAAAAGAUCAAGGUGAUUCCUGCAUGA